Messenger RNA from Diabrotica virgifera virgifera (western corn rootworm), 11567 nucleotides. It is a transcript of the gene pHCl-1, whose product is annotated as glutamate-gated chloride channel. Gene Ontology annotation, biological process: regulation of membrane potential; signal transduction; chemical synaptic transmission. The transcript has 13 exons. The record is from RefSeq and is a predicted model, not a curated record. Lineage: Eukaryota; Metazoa; Arthropoda; Insecta; Coleoptera; Chrysomelidae. Gene Ontology annotation, molecular function: chloride channel activity; neurotransmitter receptor activity; transmembrane signaling receptor activity. The coding region runs from base 491 to 1873 and encodes 460 amino acids. Gene Ontology annotation, cellular component: membrane; neuron projection; synapse.
UCCAACACGCGCCAGUGUCUGGCGACAGAUCAUAUAGAUUUCUUGGAUCACAAUACAAAAAAAAUUCACGAAUUAUUAUCAAGUGCGACAAAAAUAGCUGUCAUUAUAUUAGUAAAGGUCUGUCCGACGACCAGGAAAAUUCGACUCGAUUUUCGUUGUGUCAGAGUCGAUGAGGAAAAUUUUCUGGUGCGCGGUCGUCACUAGUUGUACGUCUGGUCGACGGUGGCACGCUUUUCGCUAGUUUUCCACAGUGUUUCCGUUAAACAAGUGCAGCAAAGGGUGUUACCGUGCCGAUGCGAGGAUUUUUCUUUAUGGAUCUAAUGCGGUAUUACCUGAGGUGACGCAAAUGUUUAAGAUUCCAUGGUAUCAAGUACCUUGCUUAUGGAAAAAAGGACACAAAGACCAUGUUAAUAUCCUGAAACGAGGCUGUCACAUAGACUGACUUCGCCCGUUUUUAGGACAAACCCUUUCUACCAAAACAUGUCCUAAUAUGGGUCAGCAGUCUUGGAUGCUGGUUCGCAUGGCUACCAUAUUUUUUGUGACUAAUCAAACUCUAGCUUUAUCUGAUAUAUUCGAAGAGGGGAAAUCCGAUAAAGAGAUCCUGGAUAAUCUUCUUAAAGCAACACGUUACGACAAAAGACUCUUGCCGCCAGUUAGAGAAUCGUUAACCGUUAAUGUAAGCGUCUUACUGCUAAGUUUGGCUUCUCCAGACGAAUCUAGUUUGAAAUACGAAGUAGAAUUUUUACUGCAGCAGCAAUGGUAUGACCCAAGGCUAAAAUACUCGAAUCAAAGCCAAUACAAUUACUUAAAUGCCAUUCAUCACCACAGUGAUAUUUGGAUACCUGACACAUACUUUAUAAUGCACGGAGAUUUUAAGGACCCGAUCAUACCUAUGCAUUUUUCGCUAAGAAUUUAUAGAAACGGAAGCGUUAAUUAUCUUAUGAGGAGGCAUUUAAUCCUAUCCUGCCAGGGAAGCUUGAAUAUUUUUCCCUUCGAUGACCCAACGUGUACCUUUUCGAUGGAAAGUAUAUCUUAUGAGAUGACUGCGAUAAAAUAUGUAUGGAAAAACGGUGAAGACGUUUUACGAAAAUCCCCCAGUCUGAUGACUCUGAACGCUUAUCUCAUCAAUAAUUCAACGCUGGUGUGUCCCAUCAAAUCUAGUUGGAGAGGAAACUACAGCUGUCUAAUGGUAGAACUAAUAUUUACCAGAGAUCGAGCCUUUUAUUUUACGACAGUAUUCAUACCUGGUAUAAUAUUAGUUACAUCAUCGUUCAUAACCUUUUGGUUAGAAUGGAAUGCAGUACCUGCUAGAGUUAUGAUUGGUGUAACUACAAUGCUCAAUUUUUUCACAACGUCGAACGGAUUUCGAUCUACGUUACCGGUAGUGUCUAAUUUGACGGCAAUGAACGUUUGGGACGGUGUCUGCAUGUGUUUCAUUUACGCUUCCCUUCUAGAGUUCGUCUGCGUGAAUUACGUGGGGAGGAAGAGGCCGUUACAUAAUAUAGUUUAUAAGCCGGCAGAAAAUAUUCUGACACAGACAUUUAACUUGGCGGCCAUCAUGUUAGCCCUUCGCCAUUUGACUGGGGUAACUAGUGAGCAAGGCAACAAAAAAAGAGAAUCAAUGCCUAUGGUUCCUAACGAAAUCAUAACUUGCACCAAUUGUGGACCAAAUCCUUGUACACAUACUGCAAAUAAUGGAUGUCCAGAGGUGUCUUUUUUGCAGGUGAGGAAAAAAGAACCUCCGCAUCCGAUACGAGUCGCAAAGACCAUUGACGUCAUCGCCAGAAUAACAUUUCCGACAGCCUUUGCAAUUUUUCUUAUAUUUUUCUUUUACCACUACAAGAGCUUCACAAACAUCACGCAUGAGGAUUAAGAUUUUUAAGUACUUAAAUCAAAUAUUUUAUUCGAGGGUGGUGCGUGCUUCUAAGUAAAGUGAGAAGUGGUACCUACGUUUCUUUCCGAAGAUUCGGUUGAGUGUAAGCGGUUUUAAUCAAUUAAUAAUUCACUAAGUUUAGCGAAAAAAAGUAGGUCCCAGUCGACCUGUCGGAAAAUAUACUAAAAUACAAAAAUACCAGAAGGUUCCAAAAAAACGGAUCCAACCAUCUCUAUUUCAUCAGCAUUCUGAAUGACCUUGGAUAAAUUCUCGAACACUGCGCAGCGCAGUGAUUUCGAGAACAUGGUUAGAGUUGGACAGUCAUACGGUUGAGUUACGAAAUAACUUUAUUCUUUACAAUAUAUAAAUAAUAGUAAAAAGAUUCACAGCUGCCUAUCUCCGCAGUUAUGUAACACAGACGGGGCGGCGUACGUCGACUGAACCCCCGCUGAGAUGUCGAUAGCGACGCAUCCCUUACUAUAUUUUGAUGCUGUGACACACACCAGACGCUCUUAAAAUUUUCGAUGCAGCGGUUCUCUGGCGACAUAUCCUGGAACCCAUCCACCGCCAAUCGGUUUUAUGACUUCGACGGCAUAUCAUAAAUGCGUGUAUCGUGGUGCAACACAGACGAUUGAGCGGUUCUUUGGCGUUUCUUGUUGUGGGUGGUGCCAAAUCUUGUUUAAUGAUGGAAAUUACAGACUCGAACUAUAUUUUUACUUGAAUUCUUUACUCCCAUAUCAAAUUAUUUUUAUAUGGGACUCAUCGUAUUCUUAUUUUUUUAUCUUAUAGCUUAAAGGGCGACUUAAUUAGGUACAUUUUUAUCUGGAAAAAAAGUAAGCUACUAAACAAAUUAUUUUUCAAACUCUUUGAAACUAAUUUCACAAACAGUCAAACAGAAUUAUCAAAUCUGUAACCAUUGACCAGUUUGAAUUGACUUGAGUUAUUUGUCAGAAGGAUUGACUUUAAUAAAAAUAAAAUUAUUGACUCCAUAAAAAUAAAGAUAAUAAACAGUUAUCUUACCUUAUUUAUUAUGCUCUACAGGCCUUGUAUUUACAAUUUUACAUAAUAAAGUUUAUACUACUAACUUAUUAUAUAAUUUUAUUUGAUGUAUAUUAUGUAAACAUUGCUGAACUAUGGUUCUCCUAUUUUUCGCCUUCUCUUUCCAGUCUAUAAUUUCCAUUGAUACUAUUAUAUUCCUGAAACUUUCUUGCAGUCUUUUUCUUGGUCUACCUCGUCUCCUAGUCCCAACUGGUCUUCUUAGCAGUACCAUCUUUGACAUUCUUUCCUUAUCCAUCCCCUCGACAUGACCUGCCCACCUGAUUCUUUAUGACUUUGUGUAUCAUUAUUAUACUUGGUCCCUUGUAAAGCAUCCUUAAUUCUUGAUUGGUGCUUCUAUGCCAGCCGUCUUCUGUAUCUGUAUUCUUUCUUCUUUCCCCUGAAAACAGCUCUAAGUACGUUCCGUUCUCAACUCUCUAUCAUUUCUUCAUCUGUUUUAUUUAGCACCCAUGUCUCACAUCCGUAGGUGACUGUUGCUCUUAUUACGGUUUUGUAUAUUCUGGUUUUCGUCUUCCUUGAUACGUACUUUGACUUUAUUUUGAAUAAUUUUUUUGUUAAUAAAUUUGUGAAACAUCACUAUUUCCCAAUUAAUGGGUUGACAGCCUCUUACGAGUUAUAAAUAGUUUUUCCUAUGUGAUAUGCUUUCCCUCAUAACGGUGUUAUUUCUUGAACAUUACUCUUUAAUACUUACUAAUAACUCCUGAAAAGAUUUUUUAGACAUUCUUGUAAAAUUAAAAAAACUUCUCUGGGUCUUUAUUAUAUUAAUUUCGUUAUAUAAUGUGUAAAAAAUCCCUUAUACUUUCGUCCCUUUAUGAUAGGAUGUAUCCAAUAUCUGCGUUUCUUUUUUUCUUUAAUCUAAGAUAAAGUAAACUUGUAUUUAUUACAAAAGACAAAUCGUCAUAACUUUCAGACAUCGUGUCGUACAGCAGCCAACACGCGACUAAAUUUGGCAACAACGAAAUACAAAUACUUUAAAUCGUAGCAUAGCUGCCGCUGUUACACCGCGCCAUGUGUUUUAAGCUGCCUCGACGUCGAAUCGACGUGCGCCGCCUGGUGUGUCCUUGUGUGUCCUGGUGUUGUCCUUAGAGGUAAAUAUAUUAUUAUUAUCUCUCUUCCUCUCAGAUUAUCUAUUUGUUUACAUUUAUUUUAACUAAUCUUCUGAUAGAAGAAACGUUAAAGAUCUUCGAAAAAAAUGAUUAGAAUGAUUAUGGGACCCAAAAGAAUCAACCAAGAACGAAAUAAGAUUGUUAGUGUUCGCAAUUAAAACUGGAUCAAGGAUGUCUGAGGGAUUUAAUGUCACGAAAGGAUUGAAGCAGGGACACCCUUUUCAAAAUUUAUCUGGAACAAGCACUUAAGCUGUGGAAAAGAAAAUGUAAUGGCGUGGGAACCGCUCUCAAUGAUGAGACCAAAUUCUGAUUGCGCAGGAUCAUGACGACUUUAGUUACAUGAUAAGGAAGCUAAUAGAAGAAUAUAACAAAUGAGGUCUCGAAGUCAACAUUAACCUUCCGUGACUAACAUUGGGUCUGUAAGACGGACCACUUAGAGUUUUUACUAUUAUAUCCAAAUUGUUCGUUAUGUAUCUUCGCCGCCAUUAGUAGCUGCCUGAUUCAGGUGUCUGUUUUUAGUGUUGAAGUUUGAGUCUUUAAUAUGAAGUGAUUAUGCAAUUAUCGGCAAUUUUAUAUAAAAUUUUUUCUCAGAGACCGAUGUUGGACGUCACAUAUUCGAUGAAAAAAAUAUUUAUAUUAUCGAAACAACAUGCGAACAAGUGCUGAUAAUUUAGUAAUCAAAUUGCCAGAAGUAAAAGGUGAAGCUAGGUACAAAAAAAAGGCAGUGGAAAAAUUAAGCUUGUUUUUCACAAAUGAGAUGUUGUAUAAUUGUCUUUAUUUUCAUUGGUAUUUUGUUAAUGUUUAAGAGGAUUAAUAAAUUAAAAAUAGGUAUAAAUCUGGUUUAAUUACACUCCUUCAAGGAGUAAACACAACACUACACUUGAAAGUAUGUCAAUGAAAACAUUUUUUUAUGUAGGUCUCUGAGACGGAUCUUAGCUUUAAUGUUCAGAAAACCUAUGUUAGUUGCGGAAGGUUAAGAAAACUGAAGUCAUGUGUAUUGGAGAGAAAAAGCAGUCCAUUACAUUAGAGGAUGGGGUAGAAAUUAAACACUGUGAUGAAUACAAGUACCUGGGCAUGAAAAUUUAUCAAGAUGGAACACUCGAUGCUGCAAUAAAAGACAAAAAUAUACAGGGUAGAAAAGCCAAAUCCAUGAUAAACGGAAUUUUGUGGGACCAACCAAUAUCUAAAGCGAAACAAACAGCUCAUAUAGAAUACUAUACUUAAAAGUAUAAUUACAUAUGGAAGUGAAAUUUGACCACUGAAGCAAAGAACAGAGAAAAUGUUACUAGUAACAAAAAUGGACUUCUAGAGAAGAGCAGCAGGCACAUCAAAAACAGAUCGGAUACCAAAUGAGAGAAUACGAGAAAUUAUGGGAGUCACACAAUUAAUUGAUGGCAUAAAAACAAAACAGCUCAUUACAGAGAUUGCCAGAUGACAGGAUCCCUAAACAGAUUUUGACGUGGACACCACAAGAGAGAAGGAAAAGAGGAAGGCCGAGAAGAAACUGGAGGAAGGAAUUGAAAUAGAACUAGAAGAAAGAGAAAUCCCUACAGGUCUAUGGCUAAAAGAAAAGAAUGGCGGUUAGGAGUCGGAAGGCGUCGGAGAACUCUGUAAACCGAUAGUAGUAGCAGUAUGUUUGCAAGUAAUGUAAUAUAAUCGCAUGUUCAGCUGAUGAUUGCACAGUAUAGAUCUAAGUUUCAUAAAUGCUCUUCUUGCAAUUUCUAUACGAGUUUUAAUUUCAUCAGGAUUUAGUGUUUAAAAUGGUUAACUUUUGUAAUCGGCUCAUUGUUGACAAUUAGUUGCAUAUGACCAAUCAAUAUCUUGUUUACUAACCAUAAGUAACAUUGUCUUUGAUGUGUAUGAUUGCUUGUUAUUGGAGCAUUCUCUAGUGACUCGAUCUAUAAGGAACUCAAGAUCUUCACUGCUUUCGGCCAUACUCGCUGUGCCAUCUGCAUAUCUAAUGCUGUUAUUAGUUUCUCCCCGAAUUCGAACUACAAAUUACCCUUCCAAGGCUUCGUUAAAUAUUAUUUCAGAGUACACGUUAAACGUUGAUAUCCAACCUUUGUUGCUUAUCAACCAUGUUGAUAUCCAACCUUCAAUAAAAGAUGGAACCUGAAAAAUAAAGGUGUUAAACAAAGUCAGGAAUAACAUACAACCUUAUCUGACACCUCUUUGCUCUUUGAAUGAAAAUUGUGUCUGUUUGCAGUGUACCAGAACAGAAGCUUUGUUAAAUAUUAUUUCAGAGUACACGUUAAACGUUGAUAUCUAACCUUGGUUGCUUAUCAACCAUUUUGAUAUCCAACCUUCGAUAAAAGAUGGAACCUGAAAAAGAAGAUGUUAAACAAAGUCGGGAAUAACAUACAACCUUAUCUGACACCUCUUUGAAUGAAAAUUGUGUUUGUUUCUUUGCAGUUUACCAGAAUAGAAGCUUCUUGAUUCCAAUGUAGAUGUUGUGAGGGUAUCAGAUCUUUUUAUCAUGUUGGACCCUAUCAAACGCCUUCUUAAAGUCUAUGAAUCAAACGUAAAAUGGUUUUUCCCAUUGCUACUUAAUUCUAUUAAGAGUUAUCUUGAGAAUCAGUUUGAGAGAGUUAUUGAUGACAUUAAUUAGAGUAAAAGUCUUCACGUGGUGAUGUAUUAGGUUUUUUUUUGGAAGUGGGAUAAAUGUACCAUGUGGGACUCAAACCACAUUUGUGGCAUUAUUUAAGUUUCGGAUGUGUAGUUAGUUUCUAACAAAAAGUGUACAAAUAUUGGCAUUUGCAGAUGAUGUUGAUAUCAUAGCUAGAAGCAAAAGAGAAAUGAUAGAAGCAUUUAAUGCGAUAGAAUGAGCGGAAGAAAACAAUGGCCUAAAUAUUAAUGAAAUAAAAACCAAAUACAUGAAGGCCAGCAAAUCGACAGGCCAAAUAAACCUACAGAACAUAACCUACUAUAACAUCGAAAGCGUAAAUUUUUUACAUAUCUAGGUUCACUAGUUACCGCAGAUAACAAUGUCAGCGAAGAAGUUAAGAGAAGAAUACAUAUUGCUAAUAAAACAUAUAAUGGACUACUUAAACAUCUAAGAUCUAACAACAUCACGAGAAAAACCAAAUGCAAAAUAUACAAAACCCUGAUAAAACCGGUCCUUAUAUAUGGAUCAGAGACAUGGACACUGUCGAAAAGCGAUGAGAAAUUAUUAGGUACGUUUGAACGAAAAAUCCUCAGACACGUAUAUAAGGGGGUGAAAGAAAAUGAUGUAUGGCGCAGAAGAUAUAAUUUUGAACUAUACGCAGCAUACAACGAACCCGACGUCAUAGCAUCCAUAAAGAUCGGACGUCUGUGCUGGAUGGGUCAUGUUAAACGGAUAUUGGAGACCGAAACACCAAAACAUAUAAUGAGGCAAACACCAGUAGGGAGAAGGUCAAAGGGAAGACCCAAACUUAGAUACAUGGAACAAGUGGAACAAGACCUGAAAACACUUGAGAUUACCCACUGGAAGAACAAAGCAAGGGACAGAACAGAAUGGCGGAAAAUCCUAGAACAAGCCAGGACCCAAAAAGGGUUGUCGAGUUACUGAUGAUGAUGCUGAUGUGUAGUUAUAAAUAUUUGUUAGUUCUGCGACAUUGUCGUCAUCUACAUAGAAGUCACCCAAACACCAAGGCGAAAGAAUAAUCGCUGCUUAUUCUGGAUAAAAGUUGACGGAAUCGAUAACUACUCGAUUCGUCGAGGAACGGGAAGCGCCCGAUCAAUACUUGGUAGCUUCAACUCUCGGAGCUGUUGGUGAAGUCUUUACCAGAUCAGUACUCUGGUAGAACUUGGUUCUCUCUUGCGGCGGACGUCGUUUUAUAUCUUUGCCGGUACUCCAUCUCUAGCGCGCAUUGAUGGUAGUGGAAGCUUCUUUGUUAAAACUGUCCAAAAAUCUUAGUGGUUGAAUUGUUAAACUCUUUACACUCAAAAUCUUUAAUUGUUGAACUAUUUUCGUCGCGCAUCUUGUAGCAAGAACUUCGUUUACCUUCGUAAAACUAAAAAUUCUUGCCGUUCGGCUCACCAAACGCACCGCCCUUGACUUUAUUAAAUUAUUAUAUUUAAUAGUUACUAGUUCAUAUUGAAACUUUGUUAAGCGAUUGUGAUAAGCUAAGGCCAGAUUGCCUAUAUUAUUUAUUGUAAAAAGAUAAAUUUUAGAAAUUUAAAAAUAAGCAUGAAUUUUCUGUAAUUAUUGUCAAUUUUUAAUAGUCGAUAUCUCGUCAAAUGAAGUGGUCCAACAAACCCUGUCUUUAUCAAAUCAACAGAAUAAGUAAUAAAAUAAAAGUGAAAAGGUAAGUAUUUCAACCAAAAGUAUACAACCACCAGAACCUGAGAAGGAACUAUCUUUUCUUGUAGAAAUUUUGACGUUCAGAAUACCUAUCAUUCUAGAAACUGUUACGUAACUGCUCGAGAGCACACAGUUGAAGUGUCUCUUAACAGACAGCUAUAUAAGAGUCGUAAAGACCAUUGACGUCAUCACCAGAAAAACAUUUCCUACAGCCUUUGCAAUGUUUCUUAUAUUUUCCUUUUACCACUACAAAAGCUUCACAAACAUCACGCAUGAGGAUUAAGAUUUUUAAGUACUUAAAUCAAAUAUUUUAUUCAAGGGGUUGUGCGUGCUUUUAACUAAAGUGAGAAGUACUACUCGUAUCUGUUUAUUUCAGAAGAUUCGGUUGAGUGUAAGCGGUUUAAAUCAAUUCUUAAUCCACUAGGUGUAUUACUAGCUGCUUCUUUAAUCGCAAAAAAAGUAGGCCCCAGUCAACCCGUCGGAUAGUUGAUUCUAUUAUAAAAUCUACAGUGUUUAAAUUUCACGUCUUAAAUUCCGACACAUGUAAAUGUCAUAAAAAACCUCUUUAAGGUAUCGUCAACAGUGGCGUUAUACGAAUGUGGGUACUUCCGUUAGAUAUGUACAAGAGCAUAAAAAGUUUCACAACAGCCUGUCGUGCAAAUAUAUUGCAGCAGUUAUAAUAUAUAGUAUUACCAUCUUCCUUUCUCUUACAUUAUCUUUGUCUUGACAUUUGUUUAGAAAUUACAGAAAUUAUCAGAACAUGUAAGCAGAAAUGUACCUAAUGGAAAAACCAGCGAACUGAUCUACCACGGCAAACAAACCUGAAAGAUGUAGGCUAGGUGCUUGUAGAAGCUUUGUAGUAGGUUUAUUUAUUUCUUGCGGGCAUUGCUAUAAUGUCUUCAGCCAUGUGGAACUCCAACUAUAUUUGUGACGUUACUCCAGUUGCGUAUGUUUGGAUAGUUAUAAAUAUUUGUUAGUUCGGAGACAUUGUCGUCAUCUAGAAGUCACCCAAAUACCAAGGGAAAAGAAUAAUCACAAUUUAUUGUGGGUUAGAGGUGGCCGAAUCGAUCACUGCUCGAUCCACCAAGGAACGGGAAGCGACAAAUCAAUACUUGGUAGCUGAACUCUUGGAUCUGUUGGUGAAGUCCUUACCAGAUCAGUCCUCUGGUAGAACUUGGUUCUCUCUUGCGGCGGACGUCUUUUCAGAUCAUUGCCGGUGCUCCAUCUCUAGCACCCAUUGAUGAUAGUGGAAACUUUUUUAUUAAAACUCUCCUAAAAGCUUAGUGGUUGGAUUGUUAAACUGUUUACACUCGAAAUCUUCAAUUGUUGAACUAUUUUCGUCGCGCAUCUUGUAGCAAGUACUUCGUUUACCUUCGUAAAACUAAAAACUCUUGCCGUUCGGCUCACCAAACGCACCGCCCUUGACUUUAUUAAAUCACUAUAUUUAAUAGUUACUAGUUCAUAUUGAAACUUUGUUAAGCGAUUGUGAUAUACUAAGGCCAGGUUGCCUAUAUUAUUUAUUGUAAAAAGAUAAAUUUUAGAAAUUUAAAAAUAAGCAUAAAUUUUCUGUAAUUAUUGUCAAUUUUUAAUAGUCGAUAUCUCGUCAAAUGAAGUGGUCCAACAAACCCUGUCUUUAUCAAAUCAACAGAAUAAGUAAUAAAAUAAAAGUGAAAAGGUAAGUAUUUCAACCAACAGUAUACAACUACCAGUAGGAACUAUCUUUUCUUGUAGAAAUUUUGACGUUCAGAACACCUAUCAUUCUUGAAACUGCUACACAACUGCUCGAGAGCACACAGUUGAACUAUCUCUUAACAGACAGUUCUAUAAGAGUCGUAAAGACCAUUGACGUCAUCAACAGAAAAACAUUUACUACAGCCUUUGCAAUGUUUUUUAUAUUUUCCUCUUACCACUACAAGGGCUUCACAAACAUCACGCAUGAGGAUUAGGAUUUUUAAGUACUUAAAUCAAAUAUUUUAUUCGAGGGUGGUGCGUGCUUUUAAUUAAAGUGAGAAGUAGUACACGUAUCUAUGUUUAUUUCAGAAGAUUCGGUUGAGUGUAAGCGGUUUUAAUCAAUUCUUAAUCCACUAAAUGUAUUACUAGCUGCUUCUUUAAUCGCAGAAAAAGUAGGCCCCAGUCAACCCGUCGGAUAGUUGAUUCUAUUAUGAAAUCAACAGUGUUUAAAGUUCACGUCUUAAAUUCGCGACACAUGUAAAUGUCAUAAAAAAACUUCUUUAAGGUCCCGUCAACAGUGGCGUUAUACGAAUGAGGGUACUUCCGUUACAUAUGUACAAGUGCAUAAAAAGUUUCACAGCAGCCUGUCGUGCAAAUAUAUCGCAGCAGUUAUAAUAUAGUAUUACUAUCUUCCUUUAGCUUACAUUAUCUCUGUCUUGACAUUUAUUUAGAAAUUACAGAAAUUAUCAGAACAUGUAAGCAGAAAUGUACCUAAUGGAAAAACCAGUGAACUGAUCUACAACGGCAACCAAACCUGAAAGUUGUAGGCUAGAUUCUUGUAGAAGCUUUGUAGUAGGUUUAUUUAUUUCUUGCGGGUAUUGCUAUAAUAUCUUCAGCCAUGUGGGACUCCAACUAGAUUUGUGGCGUUACUCCAGUUGCGUAUGUUUGGAUAGUUAUAAAUAUUUGUUAGUUUGGAGACAUUGUCGUCAUCUAGAAGUCACCCAAAUACUAAGAAGAAAGAAUAAUCAAUACUUAUUCUGGGUUAGAAGUGGCUGAGUUGGUCAGUGUUGGAUCCGUCAAAGAACGAGAAGCGACCAAUCAAUACUUGGUAGCUUGAACUCUCGGGGCUAUUGGUGAAGUUUUAACCAGAUCAGUACUCUGGUAGAACGCGAUUCUAUCUUGCGGCGGACUUCAUUUUAUAUCGUUACCGGUGCUCCAUCUCUAGUGCGCAUGGAUGGUAGUAGAAGAAUUUUUUGAUAUUUUGUUAAAACUCUCAAAAAAUACUUAGUAGUUGAAUUGUUAAACUGUUUACACUCAAAAUCUUUAAUUGUUGAACUAUUUUCGUGGCGCAUCUUGUAGCAAGAACUUUGUUUACCUUCGUAAAACUAAAAAAUCUCGCCGUUCGGCUCACCAAACGCACCGCCCUUGACUUUAUUAAAUUAUUAUAUUUAAUAGUUACUAGUUCAUAUUGAAACUUUGUUAAGCGAUUGUGAUAAGCUAAGGCCAGAUUGCCUAUAUUAUUUAUUGUAAAAAGAUAAAUUUUAGAAAUUUAAAAAUAAGCAUGAAUUUUCUGUAA